AAUGCGUUUUUAAGUAGAUCACACAUAUUAAGCGCAAACAAGCGUAAUGUUGUGAUGUUGAAUGUUGAUGAAAGCAAGGACAGGGAAGUUAUUGUCACUACAUUGCUACUCAGCGGUUGUGGGUCAAGAAUGUUGUGGUUCACAACUGCAGCCAAAGGCAGGUGCAGCACUUAUAGAUUAGAUGGUACACAAUAAAUUUUCCUUUGCAUUAUGAAUACUGCAAAGGAAACAUGUAUUAAUUGAGGCCCACUUGGGAUGGAAAUCUAGAGAGGGAAAGAAGAGGUGAGCUGUGAGGAGUGACCAUGAAGCCACCUUUGACUGUGGAGGCAAAGGUGGCAGAGGAACUUCGUAAUUGGUUAGCUUCUGAGCUGGAGCAACUCGAUGCUUCCAAUACCAACCAGUUUGCACAUCACGUGGUGACCAUACUAUUGCAUGAGGAUCUUGAUAUAGAAGAUGAGCCGCUUACUGCUGGAGAUGAUUUCUUUCAUGAUAUUUACAACAUCAGGAAAGGGAAAACUCGAGACAGGCAGAAGAAGGCUGCUGUUCAGUUUCUGAGAAGUGCUGUAUGCUGUGAUGAAUCUGAUGAAGCAGAAAUCCAAGAAGUUGUUGAAGAACUGAUGGUAAAAAUUGAUGAAACCAAAAACAAAAUGAAUAACAAGAGAGCAUCGAAAAGGAGCUUGCUUGCCCCAAUUGCAAUCAAUGUUACUGCAGCAGCCAGCCAGACAUGUGCAAAAAGUGAUGGUAGUGAAGAAGAGAGGCGCUAUAAUGAAGCUUUUCCAUCAUUGGCUGGUGAGGAAUCACCAUGUAAAGAAGGUGCAGCUCGAUUGAGUAACUCUGUAUGGAAUAGGUCACCCUCUGUUGGCAAAGAAAAUAAGAAGAAACUGAAGAGGAAGUUUUUUCAAUAUGCAAAUCAGCACUCGUACAUGUUUAGCUGCCAGGAGGAAGCCCAAGCUUGCAGCAUUGCUAGACAGGUGGCAGCGCUGGCACUUGCUGAAACUGUCUUGCCCAAUGCAGAAGCCACAGAAGUUUUCCCGUCCACCUUUCACGACAGCUCACCAUCUUCUUUUAAUGACAGCUCCGGCUGCUGGAAGUCAGCCUUUCGGACUGUCAUUCUCACCAAAGUAUUUUCACCCACCACUAACCCCCUUCACCAGUCCAGACCAUUCAGUGCCAUUGCAGUUUUGAAAACCUUUUCUCCCAGGGUUAUCCAAGGAACGAAUGUGAAUCCCGCUUUAGACCCAGCUUAUAAUUCAACCCACUCCCCUCUAGAUCCUGACAGACCCCCUGGGGUAUUCCAUCCUGUCCAAGAUGAGAGCAUCGCUCAUCUUUUCCCCAAUGGUGCAGAUUACAGCUUAGAUGACAGCCUAGAAACCAAGAGUGCAGAUAUUGAGAUUUGUAACAUAUUUGACACUGGUCAGAAAAGAGAACAACAGCUCAGAGAAAAGGUCCAGAGAAUCAAGAAACCCAAGACGAAAGUAGAUACCCCACACGACCUAGAGUCAGACCUUGAACAUGCCCUACAGUUCCCUUACCACUGUGGAUCCUUCUGGCAAGAGCUUGUCUACAAAGGAGCUGUAGCACUGUAUCCAAACCUGACCAAGCCAACGAAAACAGGAAGAGAGACGGAUACUGAAACAUUAAUCUACGCAGAAGAAGGUACGGCUAAGCAGGUGUCCAAGCCUGUGAAAGAUCUCUCUGCACUAAGCUUGGAGUCUCUAGGACACUUCUUCACCCCCGAGUCCAUUAAGAACAUUAUAUUUAACUACUUCUCUGGUCCUGGAUGUCAGAUAGGCUGCCAGAUGUAUCCAGGGCAUGUUUUAAAAGCCAUGGUAGAGAAGCUCCUGACAAGUAAGGAAAAGGCUUUGCAGUUGAUUAGUUGCAACAACAUUGACCAGAAUGAUGAGGAUAGUUUCAGGAACGAACAGGUUCUUGAGACAUGCGUAGAGGCCCUGACGUCACUGUUUUCCUUGGAUAGCGCAAACCCUGUUAGGUCCUUCCACAACAGCUCAGCAGAGAGCUCCGGCAAUGGGAACGAGCUGGCAGAGAAAUGGUCGACUUGCAAUGUGGUGGAUGGCCCAGACUAUUGUGAAAGAGAGAUAGAUUUCAGACAUGCUGAUGACAAGAGAAUCGCUAAAAAUGACAGCCAUCAAGUAGAUUUAAAAUGCAACUAUGAGAUGAUAAACUCUAGCUAUGGGGACACCAGAUUACAUUCUUACUAUUCAGAUGACAAGUUAGUUUCCUUCUACGGCCUGGACAAUAACGAGGUUGAUGGUGGAUUUGAGGAUGAUCCCUUGUGCUUCAACGAUGAGUCUACUUCUCCAAGCAUCACAGGCUUCUCACCCAGCUUUCUGAAUAAAAUUGACCUUGGAUAUCUGGAUGAUCAGGACGGUAAAUUGUUUGAUGUUGAUACAAACAGACAUUUUGAACCAUCUCUUACCCUUCAGGAGAAAGUAGUUCUAUGGAGAAAUAGCCUAGAGCCGCAGUAUGUUGUUGAGAAGUGGCCAGUGGUUUGCGAAGAGAGCAGCCACCAGACCACCUGGCAAGACCCACACAGCUUUGGCCUGCUAGACCCUGGCUACGCCCCUCCUGUCUCCCCACAGCUGCUGGACAGAGAACACUGCGAGCGUGGGAACAUGUUCCCACCUGACCAGAAGCAGCUGCAGUGGGAGAAUCCUUGGUCCUUCACAGAGUGGGAUUCUAUAUGUAAGGAGCUGCUGGCGGGCUUCAUGGAUGGCUGCACCACCUGGCCCAGCCAGUCAAGUCCUGCUAAUCCAUUCAUGCCAUCGUUACUGACCUCUUGUCUGAGUAGUGAAGGAGCACAACUUUUGCAGAGUGCUUUUGUAAACUCAUAUUUUUCAAACAACUUCCAAGAACCAUUAACUCAACUUAAGGAAAGUGAAUUAGCAGUAGAUUGUUCAGAGCUUGAGAAAUUUUGGUUAGCUAAAGAGAUGCAUCAAGACUCGUCUGACCUAGAUCAUCUGUGGUUAUCUUCAGAAAUGCACCAGUCGUUUGCUUUAGGAUUCAGUUCUGCACAGUAUGAGCUCAUUCGAGGCUGCACCUGUUCCAAUUGGCUAGAAAAUAAUUGUAAACUUGGUUUGUUAUGUCCAUUUUCUCAUCCAAGUAUAUAACGUUUAUCUUUAGCCAAAAAAACGACAGCACAUAAUGCGCUAGAUCUGAUUCAGAUUUGAAAGGGACAGGCGUCCAGCAAAAUAAAACAUUUGGGCUGUUUUGUUUAACUUGAAACCACAAGACAACGAUGCAUCUGCUUUGAUUUGUACAUUAAAAUUGCGACCUGGUACUUGGUAUUUUCCUACCUGCACUUAAGUGUAUAUUGAUGCCUUAGAGACUGAUAAAGUAUUACAUUUCAUAAACCUGUUGUAAUCUUUUUUAUACAAGGAUGAGUAUUGUCUACUUGCCCAGUUUUUUUGUUUGACUAUAUUUACAGUAUGAUAAGCUUGUUAGUUGCCUUGUACAAAUAUAUAAGGGCAAAGAACAUAGCAGUUGGGCUGAAAGGUGGUAUGUAACUUUGAUAUUGUAUUUUAUAUCAUAUUUCACAUACAGAUAUAAAAUGUUUUUACUAUUUUUGUCUAGGUCAGGUUUAUUUAAUACAAAUGAUCCUGAUAUAAAGGAAGGGGAAAUACAUUUUUUUACCUUUAAUUUUAGACUAUUUAAUAUUCCUAAGAAGAAAAAAAAGGCAUUAGUUGUGAUAAAAAGAAUUUAAAAAAAAAUAAUUUUUUAAACACUUUAUAAAUUUUUGUUAGUGAAGAGCUGUGCCUUGAUAAAAGCAGAGACAUUGCUUGGUGUUUUUCUGUGAGUCGUAACAAAGAAAUCACGCAGCUGUUUUUUUUUUGGUUUUGUUUACAUUAUACAUUUUCAACAUCCAACUUUGAUUGGGUUUGUAUGGUGUUAAACUUGAAAUGGAUAUCUUCAAUUUUAUUUUGUAAAGGACAAAAGUUAUUUAGUUUGAUGGUUUGAAGUGAUCUCAUAUCAUUGAUCGCCCGUAUAGUGUACAUAUAAAUUAUUUAUUAUUCUCAGGUCGUAUGGGCGUGCUUGAAAUAUUGGGGGGCUGUGUUGUGCUGAAAGAUGAUUGAAUGUUUUAUAUUGAAAGAUUUAAAAAAUGUUCUAUGAGGUGUAUGGAAGAUGAAACAAAGUUAACAGCCAAAACAAAAAAUGGUUUUGUAAAUACACAAACAUUAGGUCACAGUAUUUUGGUCUGGAAGAAAAAGAUUAUACAUUGUGUUGAUGACAAUAUUUUUUUGUCUUUUUAAAUAUCAUUUUAAAGAAAAGUUUAUUUCAAGAAAACAUUGAUAAAAUAUUAUCUUUUAUUAACAUCAAACUUUUCACCGUAUACAGAUACUUCCGAAAAAAAAACUAUUUUCGUUAAAAAAAAAAUUAGCUUAAAACUAUUACAAAUGGCCAAAUUUUGGAGUGUUAGCCCAUGUGGAAUACAGACUGGAGUGUUAUUUAUGCUAUCUUUAUGUUGUUGUCUAGUCAGAUGUUGCCUCAUUCCAUCACACAGCCAUUUUGCAAUAAUAAAUGAUGUUUGAAGAAUUUCAUUAAGACCAGUGUGUGUAUUGUAGGGCCAAAAAGCUCAUAAUCCAUUGUGGUAUUUUGGUCCCAAUACCUUAGAAUGUUGUGCCUUUUUAACUUAUUUACUAUUGUGUGUUAUGUGUAUUUGAAAAAAAAAAAAUCAGUCAAAUUCAGAAUUAAAAUUGUAUUUUUU
Messenger RNA from Physella acuta, 4723 nucleotides. RefSeq lists its product as uncharacterized. NCBI's taxonomy places the organism in Eukaryota, Metazoa, Mollusca, Gastropoda, Physidae. The record is from RefSeq and is a predicted model, not a curated record. Gene Ontology annotation, molecular function: metal ion binding.